Messenger RNA from Desarmillaria tabescens, 891 nucleotides. RefSeq lists its product as uncharacterized. The transcript has 15 exons. NCBI's taxonomy places the organism in Eukaryota, Fungi, Basidiomycota, Agaricomycetes, Agaricales, Physalacriaceae. The record is from RefSeq and is a predicted model, not a curated record. Bases 1 to 891 code for a protein of 296 amino acids.
AUGCCCAUUCUCGAACUCGACGGUACGCUUGGCGCGACCUUGAUUGGCGUUGUCAUUGGAUCGAUGAGCAUCAACAGUUUUCAUUUGAUCCUUGUCUGCCAUUUUAUGUACUACUACACGAUUACCCAUUUCGCGGAUUUCGAAACGCUGGCUGUUUCAAACUGGAGUUCUGCUGCUCAUAUACCAGUGGGAGGUUCAGUCCUAUUUGUUUUUGUACCGCCGAGCAGCACUGAAAAAGUAUCUACAACAGCAAUCGUUAGCUCCUUCGUCCAAUUUUUCUAUGCCUACAGGCUUUACCUGCUCAAUGGACGUAGAUUCGUCGUUCCUGCAGCCAUAAUGUUCUUUUCAUUGCUGCAAACAGCCAUGGGAGCCUCCCUAGCCGCAGAAAUGUAUUUCGAGAAGGAAAGACUGAGCCAGGCGAGUCAUUGUUUAAAUCCCAGGUAUUGCAUUCCGGUGAAUGAGCCUCAGCCCUACGCCAUUAGUGCACUAGCUUGCGAGUGUCUCUGCGACAUAUUAAUUACGUGGUCAAUGACUUGUUACAUACGGAAGAGUGAAACAAGCAUACUCUCGUCAAAGACACUCCAGGCGAUAGUACAAUACGCGGUCAACACUGGGGCGCUGACAACGUCAAUAGCAAUUGCGGCCGUUAUCAGCUGGGUGAUUGCGCCCGACGCACUCGUUGACGCUGCCCUAUACAUUGUCAUGGUACGCCUCUAUCCAUGCUCAUUCCUCUCUAUUCUUAACUCUCGGCACUACCCCCCGGAUAUCGGAGACAUCAUGAUGGACGGACCGGAGACUCACAUGUCAUUCCUCAACCAUUCUACGACAACCUAUCAGGAGUCUACGCGGCAUAUCACGCAAGCAUCAUCAAGCUCAGGCGGCGUCAAAUAG